AUGGCAAGCCCCAGCAAGAUCACCGUCACAUUGACGCAGAUAUCGAAAUUGAUCGAUCAUUCGCUCCUUCAUCCAACAAUGACCGAUCAAGAAAUUCAAGCAGGCCUAGAGAUCGCCCGCCAGUAUAACACCGCCACAGCCUGCGUGAAGCCAUACUCCAUCCCACACGCAAAAAAAGUGCUUCAGGGGAGCGACGUCGCCGUAUGUCCCGUCAUUGGCUUCCCGGCGGGCAAUAGCACCACCGAAGUAAAAGUGUUUGAGGCAGAGAAGGCCGUGGAAGCGGGUGGUAUCGAGAUCGAUAUGGUCGUGAAUAUUGGCAAAGUCCUUGGUGGCGAUUGGGACUAUGUGACCGAAGAAAUUCGCGCUAUCAACGACGUAAUCACGAGAAGGGGGGCCAUUCUCAAGGUCAUCUUCGAGAACGACUAUCUCCAGGACGAGCAUAUAAUCCGCCUUUGCCAGAUCUGUUCCGAUUUGGACGUUUCAUUCGUCAAGACUUCCACUGGAUACGGAUUUGUCAAGCAGCCGAACGGAAUGUAUACAUACAAGGGCGCCACGGUUCCGCAUUUGAAGAUGAUGCAAAAGUAUUGCAAGCCCAGCGUCCAAAUUAAGGCUGCUGGUGGCGUUCGAACCCUCGAUGACUUGCUCUAUGUGAUGUCGAUUGGUGUCACCAGGAUAGGAGCGACGGCUACGGUUGCAAUCAUAGAGGAAGCAAAGAAACGGGGCAUCGGAGAAACACCAGUGGAGAUCGAGGUGAAGCCAAUGGCAGCGACGAAUGGCACAACAUAUUGA
Messenger RNA from Rhinocladiella mackenziei CBS 650.93, 789 nucleotides. RefSeq names its product deoxyribose-phosphate aldolase. The coding region runs from base 1 to 789 and encodes 262 amino acids. NCBI's taxonomy places the organism in Eukaryota, Fungi, Ascomycota, Eurotiomycetes, Chaetothyriales, Herpotrichiellaceae. The record is from RefSeq and is a predicted model, not a curated record. Gene Ontology annotation, molecular function: deoxyribose-phosphate aldolase activity. The transcript has a single exon. Gene Ontology annotation, cellular component: cytoplasm. Gene Ontology annotation, biological process: deoxyribonucleotide catabolic process; carbohydrate catabolic process.